GCAUGUAGUCUAAUUCAUUAUAAGCACAAUCGUGAACUACAUAAAUAUUUCAGCCAUUGGCCUCAAGCAACAGGAAUUCCUGCUGAUGAAAAUUUGGAACUUUUUUAAAGCAAAUGAACAGUUGGACCUAUUACUGCUCCUUCUCCUUCCAUCAUCGUCGCAUUGAUAUUUAUAGUGAUUUCCCCCUUUUUUUUUUUGCCUUGGAUGAUGCAUACAGGAUAUAAGUAUGUAUCUAGGGGCAGCGCCAAUAGUGGAGUGUCUUGAGAAGUACAACCCUAAUGUUGUCAUCACUUCUCGGGUUGCUGAUGCUGCCUUAUUUCUAGCUCCAAUGGUUUAUGAACUAGGUUGGAACUGGGAUUCAUUCCUGCUGCUAGCCCAAGGCUCUUUGGCUGGACACCUGCUAGAAUGUGGCUGUCAACUCACUGGAGGAUAUUUUAUGCAUCCAGGAGACAAAUAUAGAGACAUCCCUUAUGCAAAUCUGCUAGAUCUUUCUCUUCCAUUUGCUGAAAUUACUUGUCAUGGGGAAGUGUGUGUGGCAAAGGCCGAUGGGAAUGGUGGGGUGUUAAACUUCAGUACUUGUGCUGAACAACUUCUUUAUGAGGUUGGGGAUCCAGGUGCUUAUAUUACCCCAGAUGUGGUGAUAGAUUUCCAAGAUGUUUCAUUUCAGUCAUUAUCAACCAAUAAAAUUCUCUGUGCUGGAGCAAAACCAGCUGCAGCAUCUGUACCUGAUAAUCUUCUAGCACUAGCUUCAAAGGUAUUUAGCAAUAUGAUUUUACACGGGUUCACUUUUCACAAGCCGAGGGUCUUCACGGAAACCUCGGGGUAGAGGUAAGGUCUGUGUAUACGGUACAUCCUACCAUUCCCAUACCCUACCUCUGUGUGGGAUAUACCGAGUUUGGUUUGGUUUGGUUUUUAAAUACAUGAGUUCACUUAGGGUGCAUUUGGUAUCCAG
Cynara cardunculus var. scolymus (artichoke) is the source of this 952-nucleotide messenger RNA. RefSeq lists its product as uncharacterized. The transcript is spliced from 4 exons. Bases 227 to 826 code for a protein of 199 amino acids. Lineage: Eukaryota; Viridiplantae; Streptophyta; Magnoliopsida; Asterales; Asteraceae. The record is from RefSeq and is a predicted model, not a curated record.